This is a messenger RNA of Chaetomium globosum CBS 148.51, 1014 nucleotides long. RefSeq lists its product as uncharacterized. The transcript is spliced from 3 exons. Gene Ontology annotation, biological process: fungal-type cell wall organization; carbohydrate metabolic process. Bases 1 to 1014 code for a protein of 337 amino acids. The record is from RefSeq and is a predicted model, not a curated record. Lineage: Eukaryota; Fungi; Ascomycota; Sordariomycetes; Sordariales; Chaetomiaceae. Gene Ontology annotation, cellular component: fungal-type cell wall. Gene Ontology annotation, molecular function: glycosyltransferase activity; hydrolase activity, hydrolyzing O-glycosyl compounds.
AUGCUCUCCAAGAUCUUCACCACGGUGGCCCUUGCGGCCUCGUUGGUCUCUGCGCAGACCUUCACCGAGUGCGACCCCACCAAGCGUGAUGGCUGCCCCAACCCCAAGGCCGUCGGUUCCAAGGUUGUCGACAUCGACUUCCGCAAGGGCGCCAACAGCUUCUUCAAGCCUGCCGAUGGCACCACCCUGAAGUACGAUGACAACCUCGGCGCCAUUUUCUCCAUCUCCAACGAGAAGAACGCGCCCACCAUCGGCUCCAAGAAGUACAUCUUCUUCGGCCAGGUCGAUGUGACCGUGCGCGCUGCUCGUGGCGUCGGUGUCGUUACCAGCUUCGUGCUGCAGUCGGACGACCUCGACGAGAUCGACUGGGAGUGGCUCGGCGGCGACGCCACCCAGGUCCAGACCAAUUUCUUCAGCAAGGGUUGCACUGACACCUACGAUCGUGGCGGUUUCUCGCCUGUCGCCGACCCGGUCAACCAGUUCCACACUUACACUAUUAAGUGGACCCCCGAGCAGCUCGACUGGAUUAUCGACGGCGCCGUUGGCACCAUCGACUGGGCUGGUGGCAUCACCGACUUCACCGACGCUCCCUUCGACGGCUACUACCAGAGCCUGCGCAUCCAGGACUACAUGGGCGGCAAGGGUGCCAAGGAGGCCACCGAGUACCACUACACCGACCGCAGCGGCACGUGGCAGAGCAUCAAGGUCGUCAACAACGGCGAGGAGGCCGAGGACAACAUCAGCACUAGCAGCACGUCCAAGGCUACCUCCACCACCAAGAAGCCCACCUCGUCCGCCACCACCCUCGCGACCGUAAGCUCGUCGGCUUCGCUCACCUCGGCCAACGGCACCGUCACCCAGACCACCGCCAGUCCCACCCAGACCACUGGCGACGACGAGCAGAGCGCUACUACCGCUGCCUCCGAGACCAUGUCGACUGGUGCCGCCCCCUCGAUGGCCGGCAACAUGGCCGCCGUCGGUGCUGCCGCCCUCUUUGGCUACCUCGUCCUCUAG